Pungitius pungitius (ninespine stickleback) is the source of this 2369-nucleotide messenger RNA. RefSeq names its product dopamine receptor D1b (gene drd1b). Gene Ontology annotation, molecular function: dopamine neurotransmitter receptor activity, coupled via Gs; G protein-coupled receptor activity. The transcript has a single exon. Gene Ontology annotation, biological process: adenylate cyclase-activating adrenergic receptor signaling pathway; G protein-coupled dopamine receptor signaling pathway; vasodilation. Lineage: Eukaryota; Metazoa; Chordata; Actinopteri; Perciformes; Gasterosteidae. The record is from RefSeq and is a predicted model, not a curated record. Gene Ontology annotation, cellular component: plasma membrane. Bases 1 to 1392 code for a protein of 463 amino acids.
AUGGAUCAGAAUUUCUCAACGGUGCGAGAUGGAAAGCAGCUGCUGCCGGUCCGGGACUCGUCGAAGCGCGUGCUGACGGGAUGCUUCCUCUUCCUCCUCAUCUUCACCACGCUGCUGGGCAACACGCUGGUGUGCGUCGCCGUCACCAAGUUCCGUCACCUGAGGUCGAAGGUCACCAACUUCUUUGUCAUCUCGCUGGCCAUCUCUGACCUCCUGGUGGCCAUCCUGGUAAUGCCGUGGAAGGCGGCGACUGAGAUCGUGGGCUUCUGGCCGUUCGGCGCCUUCUGCAACGUGUGGGUGGCGUUUGACAUCAUGUGCUCCACUGCCUCCAUCUUGAACCUGUGUGUGAUCAGCGUGGACCGCUACUGGGCCAUCUCGAGCCCGUUCCGCUACGAGCGCAAGAUGACCCCCAAGGUGGCGUGUUUGAUGAUCAGCGUGGCGUGGACCCUGUCGGUCCUCAUCUCCUUCAUCCCCGUUCAGUUGAAUUGGCACAAAGCUCAGACCACCAGCUACGCGGCGCUGAACGGGACGUUCAUCGGCGACCUGCCCCCCGACAACUGCGACUCCAGCCUUAACAGGACCUACGCCAUCUCCUCCUCCCUCAUCAGCUUCUACAUCCCCGUGGCCAUCAUGAUCGUCACCUACACCCGGAUAUACCGCAUCGCCCAGAAGCAGAUACGGAGAAUAUCCGCUCUGGAGCGGGCGGCUGAGAGCGCCAAGAACCGCCACAGCAGCAUGGGGAACAGCUCGAGCAUCGAAAGCGAGAGCUCAUUCAAGAUGUCGUUCAAGCGGGAGACCAAAGUCUUAAAGACGCUCUCAGUCAUCAUGGGAGUGUUCGUGUGUUGCUGGUUGCCCUUCUUCAUCCUUAACUGCAUGGUUCCGUUCUGCGAGCCGGACCCGCCGGACGGGACCACGGACUUCUUCUGCAUCAGCUCCACCACCUUCGACGUGUUUGUGUGGUUCGGCUGGGCAAACUCCUCGCUGAAUCCCAUCAUCUAUGCCUUCAACGCCGACUUCCGCAAGGCCUUCUCCAUCCUCCUGGGCUGUCACCGGCUCUGCCCGGGGAGCAACGCCAUCGAAAUCGUCAGCAUCAACAACAACGUGGGCGCCCCGGCCUCGAACCCCGGCUGCCAGUACCAGCCCAAGAGUCACAUCCCGAAGGAGGGCAACCAUUCGGCCAACUACGUGAUACCCCACAGCGUCCUGGGUCAGGAGGAGGAGUUACAGAAGAAGGACGGGUGCGGAUUGGAGGUGGCGGCGGGAACGGCGAACAACGCACUUGAGAAACUCUCCCCGGCCAUCUCGGGGAAUUUGGACAGCGACACCGAGGUCACGCUGGAAAAGAUCAAUCCCAUAACGCAGAACGGACAGCACAAGAGCGCGCCGCGUUGAGAGAGGGCCACGAGAUUGAUCGGAGGCAAACCGAGGCAUGGAUGUACACAAACACACACAAAGGGAAGAGAAGCUCACACAGUGGGGACGGCAAAAGUGACAAAAGAGACAUUUAUCUUUAGGAACACGCCUGACAGGGAAACACUGAGUGGGAUAUACAGGACCGUAGGACUGUCAACAAAAAUCUACAUGGAAAAACCUACAGAAUGUUUUAAAGUAAAGGCACUUUAUCCUGGAUACAACUAUCUGCAAAAUACUCUCAGCAUUUAUUUAUGAAAUUAACACAUUUUAUGAUAAAUGUUGAUAAUGUGAACAUUAACGCAGAACACUAGUUUUGUGCAAUUAUAUAUACUUUUUUUUUUUUACAUUUACAACGAUGUAUCCAUCUGCAUGUGCAUACUGUACAGUGCUGCCGUGAUCCUGGAAGGACUUAAACACAGUAUAUACAGUGGAGGAGGAUGUAAUAACUAUUAGCAAAAUGUCUUGUAGGUAGGUGCUUUGUAUGUGUUUUUACGGAAGACAGAUCAAUGUGGGGAAAUUGAUUUUCUUUGGUACAGAAUAAUAGUUCUUUGUUGCAGUUCUUUUUCUUCAGUUCUAACGACGAUUUUAUUGCUAAAUCAAAACACCUCAGACACCAAAGUGACAGUAUUCUGAUUCAAUCUAAAACAGACUGGUGGUAGAUGAAGGAGUUCAGAACCGUAUGCCAUGUCAUUGAUUUAUGAAUUUCAUAUAUUUCCUUUUUGCACCCCUGUUAUCUCGCAGUAUCCACAGGUACCCGUCACUCCUAUUGUCCUUACCGUCCUUUCCUUGCAUUCUGAUCGGACCAUCCAUAGCUUUGUCUCCGCCCGCCGCUCUCCAGCAAACCCUUUCUAGAGCCCUGUAGUCUGUUUUUCCUGCUCCCCUUCCCUCAGUCAGAAAAGCCCCUUCCUCCCUCAUGCUGCCCUUAUUUCUUCAGCGUUGUCAACGUCCCCCCCCCC